AUGAACGGUACACCCAAGAUCAUCGGUACGCACAAUGGUACCUUCCACUGCGACGAAGCUCUCGCCGUCUUUCUCCUCCGUCUCACGGGCACCUACCGUGACGCUGAGCUCAAGCGAACGCGCGACCCCAAGGUCCUUGACACCUGCGAUAUCGUCGUCGAUGUAGGCGCGGUGUAUGACGAGAGCAAGCAGAGGUUCGAUCAUCACCAGAGAGGCUUCGAGGAGGUGUUUGGUUAUGGGUUCGUGACGAAGUUGAGCAGUGCGGGAUUGGUGUAUAAGCACUUCGGUCGCGAGAUCAUUGCGAAUAGGCUCCAGGUAGCCCUUGAUGAUCCCAAGGUCGAGACCCUCUGGCUCAAGCUCUACAAGGAAUUCAUUGAGGCCAUCGACGGCGUCGACAAUGGCGUUACUCAAUACCCGAAGGACGUCUCGCCCAAGUAUCGCAACAGGACGGACUUGUCGUCCCGUGUUAGCUGGUUGAACCCCGCUUGGAACGAGUCCGUCGAUUCGGCCUCUGUCGAUGAACGGUUCGCCAAGGCCUCGAAGCUGACGGGUGAAGAGUUCUUGGGAAGGUUGGAUUACUAUGGCAAGGCGUGGUUGCCCGCUAGAGAUCUCGUGGUCAAAGCUCUGAACGAGAGGACGCAAUACCAUCCCAGCGGGAAGAUCAUCGUCUUCGAGCAGUUUGCUCCCUGGAAGGAACAUCUCUUCGAACUCGAGGCCGAACAGUCCAUCACGUCUUCUACGCCCUCUCAACCUAUCUAUAUCCUCUACCCCGACGAAACCGCCGGAAACUGGCGCAUCCAAGCCGUCCCCGUCUCGCCCGAAUCGUUCGAAUCGCGCAAAGCCCUUCCCGAAGUCUGGCGCGGCGUGAGGGACGACGAGCUGUCGAAGGUGACGGGUAUAGAGGGCGGUAUCUUCGUCCAUGCGAGUGGGUUUAUCGGUGGAAACCAAACCAGGGAAGGAGCCAUGGAAAUGGCGACGAAGGCGUUGGAGAUGUGA
Molecule: messenger RNA, 996 nt
Organism: Stereum hirsutum FP-91666 SS1
Lineage: Eukaryota; Fungi; Basidiomycota; Agaricomycetes; Russulales; Stereaceae
Product: metal-dependent protein hydrolase
Exons: 7
Coding region: 1-996 (331 amino acids)
Cellular component (GO): cytoplasm; nucleus
Source: RefSeq, a predicted model, not a curated record